UGCGCUUUACACCUCGCGACUGCUCGCUACCGCUGCAGCUGUCAACGCUGUCACAGUCGGGUUCCGAGAGCUCCGCGCGAUCGUGAGACCGCCGUCCUGCUUCCUCGCCUCCUCCAGAAGCGCCUCCUCCUCCGGUGCGAUUAAAGACGGAUCCGUGCGGAAAAAAUGCGAGCCGCUGGCCCGAGGCGGACGCACCUCUCCUGAACGCGCUGGCACGCGAGUAACCACCGCCGCGAUAAGCUGCGGUUAUGUUUUUCGAUGGAGAACGGUCUGACGACAAUGGCGGCGACGUCCCCGUCGAAGCGGAGACUUCAGAAAGAGUUGAUGUCGCUGAUACGUGAACCUCCACCAGGCGUGCACGUGGACGGGGAACUAGCCGGGCAGAACCUGACGCAAUGGAUCGUCCACAUGGAGGGUGCGAAAGGCACGCUGUACGAGGGCGAGCAGUUCCAGCUGCAAUUUAAAUUCAGCUCCAAGUACCCGUUCGACUCGCCGGAGGUGACCUUCAUCGGUGGCAAUAUUCCCGUGCACCCGCACGUUUACAGCAACGGGCACAUCUGCCUGUCCAUACUGACGGAGGAUUGGUCGCCCGCCCUCAGCGUGCAGAGCAUCUGCCUGAGCAUCGUCUCGAUGCUGAGCAGCUGUAAGGAGAAGAAGAGGCCACCCGACAAUACAUUCUACGUGAAAACCUGCAAUAAGAAUCCAAAAAAAACCAAAUGGUGGUAUCACGAUGACAGCGUUUAACGUUCGAGGUUGCGCGGAGGAGGGGAUCUUACCGACCCGUCGCGUGAGACUGCGUUGGACCAAGUAGGAUAACAUCCGAACGGGAAUCAUCCUCGUUGCGUUAAAUAAAUUAAUCGGAGUUCGACUGUUACGACAAUUACGCAGCAUGACUUUGUGACGUAGCGGGGCGAAUUAGACGCGUCAGUUUAAGAAGGGAGGAAAAAAAACAAGGCUACAACCUACUUACUACUACAGAUAGAGUUAAUAAUGUGAACUGUGCAAGUUGUUUAAUCAUAAAUUAUUAUGCAAUGUUAUCGAACGAGAAAGUGGUGCGUAUUAUAUAUUAUAUAGUUAAAAAUAGGAUCGUCCGUCACCGAAUCGUCGGAUCGAUCGAUCGAUCGCACCACGGGAGGGCGGGCGGAAUAUAUUAAUUAUUUAUUAAGAUAUUAAUAUAUAAAACGCGCGAGGUUUCCCUCUCUUUCUAUAUACAUAUAUAUUUCUCUCUCCCUCUUGUUACGUAAAAAUCGUACGCGAAAAUACAUUUAGGAGCCGUGAAAAAAAUAAAAUAAAACCUGCUGCAUAUCGUUGUGUGCGUAAUAACACUCGCCGCGUUAUUUUUGAUGAUGAAAACUUCCCCCGACAGUUGUAUCGUUCAUCCUUAUCAAAUAGAUCAUGACGCCAUCACGAGGGCGGAGCGUGUCUCAUUGAAGAUACCUGGUGAUAAGUGUUACUCGAAUGAAUUAGCCGCGUGCAAUAUAUCCCUUUAUCGUUUAAGGAUUUUCGGAGGAGCGCGAGAGAACGCUCCUUCGGCGCUGCUACUUUGAAUGUUUCUUGCAUAUUGCGCUCCUAUCGCUGUAUCCUCCUUUGAAAUAAUUUCAUUUACUCGUUUCUCUUGUUAGAUCGCUUGAGGCUAUCUCUUAGGUAUUGUUGGUUGAUAAGAUGUAUCUAAAACAAUUGUGUCGGGGGAGAGAGGCCCUCUUUCAAGUACUCUCUCUCUCUCUCUCUGCCUGUGUGUAUCGAUUUCGAUGACGCUAGCAUUUGUUAAGCACAGCACGACGGUAAUCUUGAGUUUUAGGUACGUGCAAUGUAUUGUUGCCGUCUUCAACUUACUCUAUGCCUCUCACUCUUAAUAAACUUGCAUUCGAAAGUAAAGGUUUAACAAGUUCGUCAAGUGUUAUUUCAUCAAAACGAAAGUAGAAUGGACGGUAAUCGAGACAAUACGUGUAUACACGUACACGUGUGCGUAUCCGAGAUUAAUUAUUAAUUAAUACCGCCGCGCAUUAUCACGUGUAUCAAUAAAUAGAGUGUGUCAACGAUUGGCGUAGGAUCUAUACCGAUGUUCAUCAUAUAUUUUUAUGUCACAUGAGAUUAUACUGUUUUAUGCUAGCAAGGUUUUUUUUAUACAUUUAUUGAAAAUGUGAGUUGUAUAAUGCUGACGUGAUAUUAAAUAUCUUAAUAAUUUUUAA
Ooceraea biroi (clonal raider ant) is the source of this 2189-nucleotide messenger RNA. Its product is annotated as ubiquitin-conjugating enzyme E2 W. The record is from RefSeq and is a predicted model, not a curated record. Lineage: Eukaryota; Metazoa; Arthropoda; Insecta; Hymenoptera; Formicidae.